GAGCAAGAAGGCUAUCAUCCCUACAACCAUAUUCGAGCGGAUGAGUCAGGAAAACUCUCCGGCUCACCCACGACUGGUGUAUCUAUGCCAGAAUGUUCCGGUAAAGCUAAAAAACGAGUGGUCAAGAGAAAUCCGCCGUCGUCUUCUGGUGGGAUCCAUGCUUGAAUCGGGUCACCAAACGCUUUUGCUCAAAAUGAAAAUGAGUUCAACAAAGUAA
Protopolystoma xenopodis is the source of this 217-nucleotide messenger RNA. The record is from the annotation of a GenBank genome assembly. NCBI's taxonomy places the organism in Eukaryota, Metazoa, Platyhelminthes, Monogenea, Polystomatidea, Polystomatidae.